This is a messenger RNA of Candidula unifasciata, 1098 nucleotides long. The record is from the annotation of a GenBank genome assembly. NCBI's taxonomy places the organism in Eukaryota, Metazoa, Mollusca, Gastropoda, Stylommatophora, Geomitridae.
AUGACGUCAGCAGAUGCUCAUCAUCAGACACCACAUGUCACUUUUGGGAUUAUUGCUGAUGUACAGUAUGCAGACUGUGACGAUGGAACCGAUUACUCCUUCACUCGGCAGAGAUUUUACCGAAAUUCUUUGAACCUUCUGCAAAAUGCCAUUAAUGACUGGAAAAGAUCUGCAGAUCCAGUAGCCUUUGUGCUUCAGCUGGGUGAUCUUAUUGAUGGAAAAAACAGAAUUGAUGGUGAAGCUGGCAGUAAGAAGGCUCUGCUGACAGCCUUACAACCUCUAGAGUCACUACAUAUUCCACUGUGUCAUGUCUUAGGCAACCAUGAUUUGUAUAACUUGGACCGAUCUUUCUACUUAUCCUCCCCGCUCAAUAGCUCGCUGUUGUUGAAUAACGUGAGCUCGGAUCAGUUUUAUUACACAUUUCUUCCACACCCAAAGCUGCGGGUCGUUGCCAUAGACACAUACGAGGUGAGUCUGCUGGGAUAUAAAGAUACACCUGAUGAUGAGAAUUUUAAGACUGCGCAGACUUGGUUUCAUGACAACAACAAGAACCAAGAUGUGAAUGAUGUAACUGGGCUGAAUGGUUUAGACCGGCGCUGGGCGGCUUACAACGGUGGCAUCAGCGAGAAGCAGUUGAACUGGUUGUCAGACAUUUUGAUGAAGGCCCAGGCUAAAGAGGAAAACGUGAUUAUUAUCACACAUGUUGCGUUACAAUGCCUGUACAAAGAGUAUGCUGUGUGUUUGACCUGGAAUUAUCAAGAGAUCAUGGACGUCAUCCACCAGUACGAGUGUGUCAUCGGGGUAUUUGCAGGUCAUGAGCAUGCAGGAUGGGACCACGUAGAUGACCACGGAGUACAACACAUAACUUUUCAAGGUGUCAUUGAGACCAGGCCUGGUAGCAAUGCAUAUGCCACAGCUCGACUCUGGGACAGCUCUUUGACCAUCACUGGUGUCGGACGAGUGCCAAGUUUUACGAUACCCUUGCGGUAUUGUACGUCAGGAGCAGCAACAGCAAGACUGGCACGCAAUGCUAGACAAAUUAAAAACAUGCAGAUUGCUGAAGCUUGUAGUGUGGAUCUCAUAACAGAUCCCAAAUAA